AGAUCUAAAACAAAAACUUGGAAAGCAUGUGUAUAACAUCAGGCAUCAGUAUGCAGCUCUCCGUGGAAUAAAGGAAAACUUGAGAGAGGAUGAGGUCAUUCUGCAUAUGGAUGUUGCAGAGAACUUCCAGUGCAAGUACAACAGUGAAGUCCAGGCGGUACAUUUUGGAGAUUCGCACCACCAAGUCUCACUCCAUACUGGUGUGGCCUACACCUGGAAGGAUGUAAAGUCCUUAUGCUCAAUCAGCUCUUCUUUUCGCCACGAUCCCUCAGCAAUAUGGGCACAUCUAACCCAAGUGCUAACUUACUUGAGAGAACAACAUCCCACUGCCACCACACUUCAUGUGGUCAGUGAUGGACCAACGACGCAAUACCGCUCAAAAAAAAGCUUUUUCCUCCUCAUCAAUGUUCCUUACCAAAUGGGUUGGAAAAGGGUGACCUGGAAUUUCUUAGAGGCCGGCCACGGCAAAGGCCCAGCUGAUGUGAUUGGAGCGGCGGUGAAGAGAAGAGCGGAUGAUCUUAUUGCAAGAGGGAAGGACAUUCCAGAUGCACGAGUACUGCUUGAGGAGCUUAAGCAGCAAAAGUCUGCCACAGAGCUGUUCUAUAUUGAGCCAGAUGCCGUUGAGUCAAUGGAUGUUCACGUUCCAUCUGAAUUACAGACAAUUCGUGGCACGAUGGAAAUUCAUCAGAUCACCUCUCAUUCUCCAAGCCAGAUGUCAUGGAGGAUUCUUAGUUGUUUUUGCUCUGCACCCAACGAUUGUAACUGUUUCGGCACAAGGAGAUUAAGACGGAAGUUUGGAAAGAAAUCUGCAAGAUUUGGCCUUGAAUCACAUUGCCACCCUCUCUCGCUCUCUCUCUCUCUCACACACACACUCCCUCUCUCAUGAACUGUCUCUCUCUCUCUCUCACACA
Messenger RNA from Perca flavescens (yellow perch), 911 nucleotides. RefSeq lists its product as uncharacterized. Lineage: Eukaryota; Metazoa; Chordata; Actinopteri; Perciformes; Percidae. Bases 107 to 886 code for a protein of 259 amino acids. The transcript is spliced from 2 exons. The record is from RefSeq and is a predicted model, not a curated record.